Camellia sinensis is the source of this 585-nucleotide messenger RNA. The record is from RefSeq and is a predicted model, not a curated record. NCBI's taxonomy places the organism in Eukaryota, Viridiplantae, Streptophyta, Magnoliopsida, Ericales, Theaceae.
AUGGCUAUGGCUAUGGCUGUCUGCAACUCUUGGAACCCCUUUCGAUCACAAAACUUCUUCUACGCGAACAUCUGUUACUACUUCCUUGUAGUAAUCCCUCUUCAUGUAAAUGCACUGAGCUUCAACUUGACUAAUAUUGGUCCGCAACUAAAUGCAGAGAUAGUUGUAGAAGGAGAUGCUUAUGUCUCACCCGAAGGCAUCCAACUCACCUCAAACGAGAUCAACAUGACCCAAAAUUACUCAGCUGGUCGAGCCACAUACAAAGAUCCUCUUUUCCUUUGGGACAAUACUUCAGGAAAACUCACGGACUUCAACACCUAUUUCUCGUUUGUCAUUGAUUCAAUAGGAAGCUAUGAUUUUGCAGAUGGCAUCACAUUCUUCCUUGUUCCUAAUGGUUUCACUCCCUAUAUCACAGUAGGUGGUUCCAUUGGUCUUCUAAUUAGCCCGCCGACAUAUAUUGCUAUCUCUUCCUUUGUUGCUGUAGAGUUUGAUACCUAUCAAGAUACUUGGGAUCCAGUUGACAUCACACCAACAACUCAUGUAGGACUGACUAGUCCUAUGGCGAUGUUUCUGAAUGAAACAUGA